This is a messenger RNA of Scophthalmus maximus (turbot), 1829 nucleotides long. Its product is annotated as aldehyde dehydrogenase, mitochondrial. Gene Ontology annotation, molecular function: aldehyde dehydrogenase (NAD+) activity. The transcript is spliced from 13 exons. The record is from RefSeq and is a predicted model, not a curated record. NCBI's taxonomy places the organism in Eukaryota, Metazoa, Chordata, Actinopteri, Pleuronectiformes, Scophthalmidae. The coding region runs from base 77 to 1636 and encodes 519 amino acids.
GUGACGUCACGGUAGAAAGAGGGGCCUCGGAGCUCCAGUGGAUCUUCUGUCAUCCAUCGAUCAGACAGGAAGCAUCAUGCUGCGAGCCGCGUUGUUCUCUCGGACUCUUCCCGGACUCAGUCGCCUGUCGACGAAUCUCUACUCGUCUCUCGCCAUCCCCGCGCCGAGCUGCCGGCCCGAGGUCCAGUUCAACCAGCUGUUCAUCAACAACCAGUGGCAGGAUGCAGCGAGCGGGAAAACCUUCCCGACCAUCAACCCAGCGACUGGGGAAGUUAUUUGUCAAGUGGCCGAGGCUGACGAGGCAGAUGUCGACAAGGCAGUGAAAGCAGCGCGUGAUGCCUUCAGGUUUGGGUCACCGUGGCGACGGAUGGACGCCUCUCACCGUGGACUUCUGCUCCACCGAUUGGCCGACGCCAUCGAGAGGGACACAGCCUAUCUGGCCGAACUGGAGACGCUGGACAACGGGAAGCCGUACGCGGUAUCCUACGCUGUGGAUGUUCCCCACGUGGUGAAAUGUCUCAGGUACUACGCAGGCUGGGCGGACAAAUGGGAGGGAAAGACCAUCCCCAUCGACGGAGAUUAUUUCUGCUACACCAGACAUGAACCCAUCGGCGUAUGUGGACAGAUCAUACCUUGGAACUUCCCUCUGCUGAUGCAGGCCUGGAAACUCGGCCCUGCCCUCGCGACCGGCAACACUGUGGUGAUGAAGGUCGCGGAGCAGACGCCGCUCACAGCGCUCUAUGUCGCCAGCUUGAUCAAAGAGGUGGGUUUCCCAGAAGGUGUUGUGAAUAUCCUGCCUGGCAUGGGCCCUUCAGCAGGGGCUGCGAUCGCAAGGCACAUGGAUGUUGACAAGUUGGCCUUCACUGGAUCCACAGAGGUGGGUCAUCUGAUCCAGCAGGCUUCAGGCAACAGUAACCUGAAGAAGGUGACUCUGGAGCUGGGAGGAAAGAGUCCGAACAUCAUCCUGUCCGACGCCAACAUGGAAGACGCAGUGGAGCAGUCGCACUUCGCUCUGUUUUUCAACCAGGGCCAGUGCUGCUGCGCCGGCUCUCGGACCUACGUCCAGGAGGAGGUCUACGACGAGUUCCUGGAGAGGAGUGUGGAGCGAGCGAAGAGGAGGGUGGUGGGAAACCCCUUCGACCUGAACACCGAACAGGGACCUCAGGUGGAUCAGGAGCAGUUCAACAAGAUCCUGGGCUACAUCAGUAGCGGGAAGAGGGAGGGAGCCAAGCUGAUGUGUGGCGGCGGAGCGGCCGCCGACAGAGGAUACUUCAUCCAACCCACCGUGUUCGGAGACGUCCAGGACGACAUGACCAUUGCCAGGGAAGAGAUCUUCGGUCCAGUCAUGCAGAUCCUGAAGUUUAAAUCUCUGGAGGAGGUGGUGACGAGAGCCAACGACUCGAAAUACGGCCUCGCAGCCGCCGUGUUCACAAAGGACAUCGACAAGGCCAACUACGUCUCCAACGGGCUGCGUGCCGGCACAGUCUGGAUUAACUGUUACGACGUGUUUGGGGCUCAGGCUCCAUUUGGAGGUUACAAGGCUUCUGGUAACGGCAGAGAACUUGGAGAGUAUGGUCUGGACAACUACACAGAAGUCAAAACGGUGACCAUCAAGGUGCCGCAGAAGAACUCGUAGAUGCUUUUGUCACAUUUACAUUUAUGUGUGCACUUAUAGGACUGACUCAACCCCUGAUUGGAUGACUGUCCAUGUCCUACAGAAAACCGUUCAUGACUUUUCUGCCUUGAUGUUAAUCGUAAAACGAUCUCUUUUUGUAAUCUGAGAUUUCUGAGAUUUCUUAUUUUUCUGAAUAAAUGCAUUGGAGGCGCUC